Messenger RNA from Racocetra fulgida, 1326 nucleotides. Lineage: Eukaryota; Fungi; Glomeromycota; Glomeromycetes; Diversisporales; Gigasporaceae. The record is from the annotation of a GenBank genome assembly.
GAAUUUGUUCAAGAUAUUAGAGAUGUACUUGAACGUUUAGAUUCAACUGAGAGAAGCAGGGUGUUGGAAGAAACGUUUAAUAAUUACGGUAAUUACUUAGUCACGUCUGCAACUGCCGGGGGUGUUAUUACAAUUAAAAAUUGGUCUGAAAUCGAUGAUGCAAGUAGAUCGCGCUUAAAAAUCUAUCUUCAAUGGAGCAUUGAAUAUGCGAAGGGUAUAAGCUUAAAAAACUUUGAAGAUGCAUUUAUUGACGACUUGAAUUUAGAUAUAAAUUCAAAAAAAGUGCAAAAUGCCGGGGAAUUAUACAGAUGGAUUAAAGAUCUAUAUAAUUAUGAGGGUUUACAAAUUAUAUCAUAUGAAAAAUUUAUGCCGACAUAUCAAUUAUUACCGGAAGAUUUGAUUCAAAAAACACUAGAAUAUUCUAAUAUUCAACAUAUUGAUGAGUCAGAAUUUAUUUCAAGAACUCACUCUCAAUAUGAUAAAAAAAGCGUUUUAGAGUGGUUAACAUCGUCGGACCUUCCAUUAAUGUUACAUAUAUGUGAUUGGAUUCAAGACAAUUCAUUACAUUAUGGUACAAUUUUACAACGCUCAAAAUUGGGACGAGCUAAGAAGGCUGCUUUUAGAUUUUUAAGGGAACCUAAAAUAACUCAAAUAAAUAAAAUUACUAUCAUCUUAACGCAACCUAAGACUCGUCAAGAAGCUUAUUUAUUAGAAAAUGGUAUUAUUUUAAAGGAAGAGGAUGGACUAGAACUUGAUAAAAUUCCUUUUACUGAGCAUAGUUUAAUACCUGACAUUCCUUUGGAAAACUUUAAGAACUCUAAAAAACAAUUUUCCAAUGCAAUUUAUUGCCAAAUAAUUUUUCAUACCAUAAAGAUUUCAUUUGACCUAUCAGAUAUUAAAUAUUCACCAGAAUUUUUAAAUGCAGUAGAUUCUGCACUUCAGGAACAAAAUGAACCAUCUAAAUAUGAAACUCUUUGCAAGUUAUUCGGUGAGGAUUAUGGACAUUUAUUACCGAAAACUUUAACUUUAGGUGGAGUUUUAUCAAAAAAGUAUAUAUCAAAUAAUUACCCUGCAGACAUUCCAACGCAACAAUUAGAUAUCAAAGACGAUGAUCCUGAUGUACAUCAAAAAAUUGAAAAUCUUUUAGAAAUAUGGAAUAAAGAAUUUAAAGAUGUUAAUACUUCUUUUUUUCUUAAUAAUGAGGGUGAUCUUAUUUAUCGUAAUAAUAUCGGUGAUUGGGUGAAAACUCUUGCUGCUGAACCAAAGAGUUGGAAUAUUGUAUCUUUGGAGGAUUGGAUGCAAAUUUAUAAGGUACUUGAAAAUAAA